Phialemonium atrogriseum is the source of this 627-nucleotide messenger RNA. RefSeq lists its product as uncharacterized. NCBI's taxonomy places the organism in Eukaryota, Fungi, Ascomycota, Sordariomycetes, Cephalothecales, Cephalothecaceae. Bases 1 to 627 code for a protein of 208 amino acids. The record is from RefSeq and is a predicted model, not a curated record. The transcript is spliced from 2 exons.
AUGCUGGACAAGCUGCAGGCCCUGCACGUCUCCGACGACCCCAGCGUGCCGUGGGGCUACGCCUCCACAUUCGAUGCUUACGGCCCCGACAACGACGCGCGCAAAUCCUCGACCUGGGUGUCGUUGACCUUGCACCAGUGCGUGAGCUGCACCGACAAGUUCUUCUUCGAGGUGACGUGUAUGGCGUGCAAGGGACUGUCCCGAGGAUGCGUCGGUGAAUCAGGUCCUUGCCAUGGCGGCGGAGAACAACUGGCAGAGGUGCUACUCGUGCUGGAGGAUGGGGGAACGGGAUUAUGGCUCUGUCAAUGUGGAGCAGAGUUCUGCUACGUAUGCGGACUUCGCUCGAGGACGUGCAUUUGCGACCAGUGGAACGAGCCGCAGCUCUACGCCAGGGGAGCGGAACUGCAUGAGCAGCAGUGGGGUCCAAACGUGGACGAAGGGCAGAGGGACCGCCUGAUCAGGCGGGAGAUGGAGAACAUCCUCGAGACCCGCGACUGUAACCACGAGUCGUGGCUAUAUCGCCGCGGCAGCAGGCAAUGCGACGAGUGCCGCGAGGACCUGCCGGACCGUCUGUCUCUACCGGGGUCUGCAGUGCCGGUUCCGGGUCUGCAGACGCUGCAGAUAUAA